Anarrhichthys ocellatus (wolf-eel) is the source of this 3609-nucleotide messenger RNA. It is a transcript of the gene pde5aa, whose product is annotated as phosphodiesterase 5A, cGMP-specific, a. The transcript has 20 exons. The record is from RefSeq and is a predicted model, not a curated record. Gene Ontology annotation, molecular function: protein binding; 3',5'-cyclic-nucleotide phosphodiesterase activity. Gene Ontology annotation, biological process: signal transduction. Bases 400 to 3219 code for a protein of 939 amino acids. NCBI's taxonomy places the organism in Eukaryota, Metazoa, Chordata, Actinopteri, Perciformes, Anarhichadidae.
AAUUUAAAUGUACAGUUUAAAGACUGGAACUUUCUUCAGAUUGCUUAUAGCACUUGGCAAACUAUUGGGGACAAACCUGAUCUAUAAUUCAUGAUGGAGAAAAGCUCGCGUGGUUGGGCCCGAUCCAUUCAUUAUGUAAUGGAGUUUAAAUCAGUUCCCUUUAAUGAAUAAACCUGUGGCGCCAGAUCGGCUGAGCAUUAAAGAUCAGGAGGAUUACCUUGACGCAAUCAUUUCCACGGGCUUUCCCGGAGUCAUCCAACGUCACUCCCCUCCUCUCUGGCACGUCGCUUCAGUUGGCCUCACCAACCUCCACAUGGCAGGUGUUUUCUCCUAUAACUAAUCCGCGCGAACGAUAAACUGAGUUUAAGUGAUCUUUUUUCGCUCUACUUGAGCGAGGGGAUGCCCUGCCUUCACUCCAAAGCGCCGGAGACCAUGGAGCCAGACGGUGCAUCUCCUGACACCGCCCGGGCGGAGAGGUCCUUCUGUGGGGAAACGGUGACCGAGCCGCCGAUGGUGAGGGGAAUGGGCUGGUUCUUCUCACCGCUGUGGAGCCCCCCCUCGAAGACGCGCGGCGAGAGGUUUGGAGACGGUCUGAAAAGCGACCAAGUGGAGGCAUGGCUGGAUGACCACUCCGACUUCACGAGGGAGUACUUUUUACGCAGAACUUCCGCGCUCAGUGGUGCACAGACUCCACUGCCCAGGUUUCCCAGGAGCAGCUCAGACCACUCCGACAUGCUCAGGGCGGCUCACCAUCGCAGAUCUUCCUCUCCACUGACCGACACACACUUGAACAUUUCAUCCCUGAUGGACAGGCUCAAACCCUUCGCCUCCAACCCCGACUGGGGGUAUCCCGUCAGUCCAGAUAUACUGGGCGGUCACUCCCCUUGCUCUCACCUCUCUCCUCGUUCGUCCCGCUUCUCCUUUUCUCCCUGCCGUCCUCUUUCUCCCGUUUUCUCCCCCGACUCGCCCCACUCUCCUCACCCGCUGUGUCCCACUGCUGCAAACGUUGCAGCGUGUGGCCAUGGGGAGUGUUGCCCAUGGUCGACGGAGCUCCUGAGAGGGGGUCUCGGUUGGAUGGGCUCUGUCGCAGAGCUCUGCCAGGGGGCUGUCCUGCACGCUGGGGAGCUGCUGACAGCCGAGUGUUGCUCCCUCUCUCUGGUAAAGAAAGACUGUGGUGGAAGGAACACCUUGGAGGAGGUGGUCGCCCCGACAGUGCCGGGGGGCUUGAGCGAGGUCAACCUCUGCGGCAAUGCGCACCUGGUGUUGGUGAAGGGUAUCAUGGGAUGUGUACUGGCUACAGGGUCACCAGUGAACCUGAGGGACGCAUCAGAGGACCCCAGAUUUGACUUCGAUGACGAUGAAUCGCCACAGAUCAGGACAGUUUUGAGUGUUCCCAUCAAGAACCACAGCGGAGAGGUGGUAGGUGUAGUUGUAAUGAUUAACAAGAGAAAUAGCUGCGAUGGAUCGGUUUCUGGUUUUACCAACAUGGAUGAAAAGGUGUUGUCAAAUCAUAUGGAUGUGUUGGGGAUGGUCCUGGAUAAUGUCCAGCUGUAUGAAAGCUCAAGACAAGAGGCCAAACGCAGUCAGGUCUUGAUAGAGAUGGCACAGGUAUUGUCAAAGGAGCACCGUUCCUUUGAAGUUCUGCUGAGUAAGAUGGCUGCCACCAUCAUGCCCUUCACACAUGCUCAGUACUGCACUAUCUUCAUCCCCAGUGAGAAAAGCUCAGUUGUGGAAGACCAGGUUUCAUUCUCCAGAGUGAUCCACCUGGAGUGUGAAGAGCUCGGAUCAACCUGCCAGAUCUACAGAAGGGAGCGUGACAUCAGAGAUGUAGACCCAUCACAUGCCGUUCGAACUCUGGUUUCCACGGAAAUACUCAAUAUAUCGGAGAUUUCUGAGGAAUCAAUGAAGAGUGUGAUCUGCUGCCCUGUCAGAAAUGAGAGGUCCGAAAAUGUCAUUGCGGUGUGCCAGCUGAAAAACAAGAGGAGCAGAGACUCGGAUGAGGUGGAAGCCUUUAACAGAUAUGAUGAGCGCCUGCUAGAGGACCUGGCGGUGUACUGCGGCCUGGCCCUGCAGUAUGCUCAGGCCAAGCAGAUCACCGAGGAGCGGAGGGCCAGUAUAGAAGUCACACAGGAGGUUCUUGCCUACCACAUCACCGCGGCGGAGCAGGAAAUCCAAGCCCUUCAGGAGGCUGCGAUUCCUACUGUUGAAUCGCUAAAACUCCGAGACUUCCAUUUCUCUGAUUUCGGUCUGCCAGACGACCUGACCUCCCAGGCUACCGUUCGCAUGUUCCUGGACCUCAAUUUGGUGCAGGAUUUUAACAUAAAUUACAAGAGUCUGUGCCAGUGGGUCCUGACUGUGAGACGUGGUUACAGGAACAACGUGCCUUAUCACAACUGGAACCAUGCGCUGAGCACUGCUCAAAGCAUGUUCGCUAUGCUCAUGGCCACAGACCAACUCCAGACCAUUUUUUCCCGUCUGGAGGUCUUAGCGCUGAUGAUCGCCACUCUGAGUCACGAUCUUGACCACAGAGGAGUCAGUAACUCGUACAUAGAAAGGAGCCAACAGCCUUUAGCUCAGCUCUACGGACACUCGUCUCUUGAAAACCACCACUACAACCUGUGCCUCUUCAUCCUAAACAACACAGGGAGUAAGAUUCUCAGCGGUCUCUCUGCAGAAGACCACAGAGCUGUCCUACACAUGAUCAAAAGGGCAAUCCUCGCAACCAACCUGACCGUCUACAUGGAGAGAAGGAAGGAGUUCUUUUCUCUCGCCAAGAAAAGCAGAGUGAGCUGGAAGAGUGAGAAACAAAGAGAUUUACUGAGGUCGAUGCUGAUGACAGCCAGUGACCUCUCUGCCAUCACAAAGCCUUGGCCGGAACAAAAAAGGAUUGCCAACCUGGUUACCAUGGAGUUCUUUGCACAAGGGGACAAAGAGAAAAAGGAGUUCAAAAUCAAACCCAUUGACAUAAUGAACAGAGAGAACAGCACUCGACUGCCAUACAUGCAAGUGGAAUACAUCGAUGACAUCUGCUAUCCACUCUACAAGGCUGUAUCGAGACUGUUUGACGCCUGCUCCCCACUGCUGAGUGGCUGUAAGAAGAACAGACAUAACUGGAUGCAUUUUGCUGAGACUGCAAAGAGAGAGGACUGUGAAAAUAGUUGUUGCGUAACCCUGGAAACACAUAAAAACACGGCGGAAGAGACGCAGGCAGACGAAUAGGGGACUGCACAGAGGAUGAAGACACAAAAGGCAUUUUAGCCACGUGCACCUGUUUGUUCUCCAUCCUCUCUUGGACACAACUUGACUAAAUAUCUGCAUAGUGCCCACACAUCAGUAGAUGUGUUUCAAUAUCUUCAAAGGACUGAAGGACAAGAAAAUUAUAAUUUCCAUUCUAUAUCUGCAUUUUUGUGUCAAUGCAGACCAUGUCAUGUAAUUACCGUAUACUGCAUACCCUAUCUAUCUGUAGAGUAUUUUGGGCUAUAGGCAUCAAAACUAUCCGUGGCUGCUCAGUAUAGUUAUGAUCUCACAAUGCCUAUUAUGGCAUGCAAUCCUGAAAGGUGUUUUUGUCACCCUGUAGUAACAGUGGUGUUUAUAAAGCAUUAUAAAUGA